GCCAAGUCGACUCUUCUACACCAAUACCCAACAUGUCUCCUCCGUCGGCAACUGAACCCCAGCAAGCCCAUGACACCCAUCUGGCGACGGUCGCGUCCGACUCGACGGUCCUAAACAAAAAGGAAUUGGCCAAGGCCCCCAGACCGCCCACGUUUGACGACCCAUACAAGGAGCGCGAGUAUCUCAAGGGCCGUCUUGCUGCUGCUUUCCGCAUCUUUGGCAAGUAUGGCUUCGACGAGGGCGUGGCUGGUCACAUCACACUGAGGGACCCGGUAGACCCAACAACCUUCUGGGUCAACCCGUUUGGAGUGGCAUUCAGCCUGCUCAAGGCGUCAGAUCUCAUCCUCGUCAACGGCAAAGGCGAAGUCAUUGACGGGGGCGAAUACCGCAUGCUGAACACAGCGGCAUACAUGAUUCACCAUGCUGUGCAUACAGCCCGGCCAGAUGUCGUGGCGGCAGCACACUCGCACUCGAUCCACGGGCGCGCCUUUUGCUCGCUUGGCCGCACGCUCGACACAAUCUCGCAGGACUCGUGCGCCUUCCACAACGACCACGUGCUGUACGAGUCGUUCAACGGCGUGGUGCUGGCCGAGGAGGAGGGCAAGAACAUUGCGCAGACACUGGGCAACAAGAAGGCGGCGCUGCUCCAGAACCACGGCUUGCUGACCGUCGGCCGGUCCGUCGAGGAGGCCGUCUUCUGGUUCGUGAGCAUGGAAAAGUGCUGCCAGGCGCAGCUGCUGGCGGAUGCGGCGGCGGCAGGGCGCGGGGGCGAGACGGUCAAGAUUAGCGACGAGGACGCCAUGUACACAUACAAGGCCAUUGGAAGCCCCAUUGCGGGAUGGUUCAGUGCGAAACCCCUGUUUGACGUCAUCCACAAGGAGUCGAAUGGAGAUUACUUGGGGUAGACAGGCAGUCGUGGUGAUGGUGGUCUUCUUCUUCUUCUUCUUCUUCUUUUUGCAGCAGUCAUGCAUAUUGGCGACAAAGUCUAUUUGGUAGAAAUGAAUGCACUCGGUCAUGUGGC
Exserohilum turcica Et28A is the source of this 1021-nucleotide messenger RNA. RefSeq lists its product as uncharacterized. Gene Ontology annotation, molecular function: actin filament binding. The record is from RefSeq and is a predicted model, not a curated record. Gene Ontology annotation, cellular component: cytoskeleton. NCBI's taxonomy places the organism in Eukaryota, Fungi, Ascomycota, Dothideomycetes, Pleosporales, Pleosporaceae. Bases 33 to 905 code for a protein of 290 amino acids. The transcript is spliced from 2 exons.